CGACACUCAGACCAACGAAAUCUGCCUUUUCACGUCAAAGUGACGUGUUCUGCAAGGGCAUAGCCUCAUAAAUCAGCGCGCGGGCCAUUGUUCAGCCCCUGUACCGAUCCGCUCUCAGUCCCCUAUAACAUUUAACAUUUAAUUCAUAAUGCGCAGCCUUGCACUAUGAACAAAGAAGCCGAAACUACACGGUGUCGUCUUUCUCUUUUAACAAUGAAGAUCCAAAGCAGAAAACAGCUUUCCAUCUUACCCUCCUUCUCACUGCAUGCCUCCAGGCAUAGCUCGCACCAAUCGCACAAACGACAGCCAAACGACAACUGCCUUGCUUCCCGCCGAACUCGUUGAGCAAAUAUGCGACAGCUUAGAAGCGGUUGAUAUCAGCUCCCUACGGCUCGUUUGCAUUCAGUUAUUCGAAAAAACGACCAGGGCUUUCUUCAUCACCUCCUUCAGCACAGUCACCACAGACUUUUGCACGAAAAGCUUGCGACGGAUAGAAGAAAUAUCGCAGCAUCCACAAGCACGGCAAGCUGUCAAAGAACUCGUGGUUGCGGGGGCAAAUGACGUCGGUGGAAUGGAUCCUGACUUAGGACACGACAUCGAAGGGCAGUGGCAUCGUUCAAUACGAGGGAACCUGGAAGCACCAUUGCCUGAUAUUGUCAACAGAUUUCUACGCGAAGUAAUCGUAGAAGGCUUGCCAAAUUGUCGUUCCUUCCGCAUCCGCGCCAUUUCAGGGCCCCAGUACUUUCCAGCCAACCUCAACGGACCGUCAACCGCCUACCUUCGCUUAACCGACGUCGUGGAACUCCUUUUGUCCCACUUUUCUGAGUUCCGUCUACCGGUGAAGGCUUUCACUUUGGAUAUCAGCUCUUCAGGCACGUGUCAGGACAUGCGACCGUUGCGGCCAGAUACAUACCGUAACCCAAAUUUCGUGGAAGUAUGGAGCAACCACCUACAGGAACUAGAUCUCGUUAUAUGGGGCUGGUGGGAUCUAACGCAAGAAGUGAAAAACUUUAUAACGGCGCUUAUCGGAUCUGCCACGAAUCUCAAAACCCUUUCCUUGGACAGUUCGAGUACAGACUCCCUUUUGGACCAUAUCUCUGCCUCUCAACCGUCGUGGAAGCCGCAACUCCAUCACCUAAAUCUCCAUUACGUUUCAUUUGACAGCGACUCAUUUUUCCGCUCAUGGAGGCCUCCACUCCGCCACUUAAGCCUCUAUUCCGUCCAUGGCGACCGCCACCUAUUUUUCAACUUCCUUUCGAUUUUCCGGGAGACCCUUCGAACUUUGUCAUUAAAACAUGUCCGGCUUGAGAUUGAUUCCUUCCAGGAUUUUCUGUCUGCCUUGGCCCAUUGUUUCACACACCUUGAAACCGUUUGCUUAUUUGUCAUAUGUGUUCGAUUUCCGGGUUUCAAUCAUCUUCGCUUUGUCAAUUACUGGUGGGACCGCGCUAAGGACUUUCCACCCGGUGUUCGUUGGAUACAGCAAGGUAGCCGCCCUCUAAUAGGGGGUAUCCAUUACGAAGGGCCUGAUGUUGUUGGCGUUUUAGAGUCUCUCGUGAAGGUUGCCUACGUGCGGAAGAUUAGGGGUGUUGGUGUCGAACCUUUGGAGAUCCCGGUAAUGUCUCCUGCUGCAGAGCCAUGUCGUAACGCUUGGGUUUUGUAUCCAACUAUUUCCAGUUACGCCUUUGGCCGAGCCAUUUAACAAUAUAUACAAGGCCCAGAAGGACAGGCACUUCAAUCAAUGGACCAACUGUUCUGGAGUGCACUGUCAGUAAUCGUAGCAUACAAGCAAAAACAAGAAGUACA
Molecule: messenger RNA, 1803 nt
Organism: Aplosporella prunicola CBS 121167
Lineage: Eukaryota; Fungi; Ascomycota; Dothideomycetes; Botryosphaeriales; Aplosporellaceae
Exons: 2
Coding region: 266-1699 (477 amino acids)
Source: RefSeq, a predicted model, not a curated record